AUGCAGAAAUACACGGAUUGCCAGCUCUUGCUUCGAUUGGUCACGAGCAAAGCAGAAGCGAUUCGCAAAGAGUUCGAUGGGCUCCUUGCUUCUUUCGACCAGUGGUUCGCCUCAGCAGUGCAAGAAGCCGAUGCGAAGUUUUCAGAUGAACUCAUGGCUUUAGUCAAGGACUUGGCCUUGAGGUUGGUUUUGGCGGGAGCCGGAAUUGCAGCCGAGAUUCUUUCCACGGCAGAUUCCGAUUUGGAAGCGAACACCCUGAAGAUCAAACAUAUCUGCCGUGCGGAGCUUGAGUUCAUUGCUAAAGAGUCGUACUUCGACCUGAAAGCGACUCCACAAGGAAGUCUUCUGUUUGCACUGAUGAAAUCAUUGUCAAGCGUUUGGCACGGAGAUACACAGCUGAUCGAGUCAGUGAACAGCCAGAUUCGCAUGCUGGGUCAGCGGUGCCCUCGCAUGGACUUGUUGGGCAUGAGCUCUAGAAUCAUUAUCAAGAAAACCAUGUCGCAGGUGGCUGGCAAAACGUCCAAAGGCCGAGCUGUGAAGAAGUGGAGCGACGUUCGACGAGCAGCUGGUCCUUUGCUUCAGGAACUCAACCAGAGUGGUAAUGGGUACAAACUAGUGCUGCAGGACAAGACAAGAUUUGACCCACAUGCCACCAAGGGCAUCGCAUGUAAAGACCUCCACCCAGCUCUUCAGAAUGUGGAUUUGGCAAAAGCCAUUCCAGACAGUAAGACAACGGAUGCCUCAAAAUUUGCUGCCGCUCAAGCACUCAAGUGGAAACGGGUUCGUGAGACCGCAUGCAAGCAGUUUUCCCUGGCGACACAGCAAACGAUGCUGUCGGUUUUAGUUCUGCAAGGCACUUCUCGUGGAUCGCUUUUGAACAAUCGUGAGGAUGAGUCAUGGUCAGAGCUUCCGUUGGCAUCGUACCGUCGGCUGGAUACAUCGUCCGCUUACCUUCAUGUGGCCGCACUUCGUACCAGAUACUUGCUAGUCGAGUUGGUCAUGAGCCCUGACCUCAUCUCAGUUGAUUGA
Messenger RNA from Symbiodinium sp. CCMP2592, 1029 nucleotides. NCBI's taxonomy places the organism in Eukaryota, Dinophyceae, Suessiales, Symbiodiniaceae. The record is from the annotation of a GenBank genome assembly.